Messenger RNA from Aspergillus affinis, 447 nucleotides. Its product is annotated as Flavin-containing monooxygenase-like. The transcript is spliced from 2 exons. NCBI's taxonomy places the organism in Eukaryota, Fungi, Ascomycota, Eurotiomycetes, Eurotiales, Aspergillaceae. Bases 1 to 447 code for a protein of 148 amino acids. The record is from RefSeq and is a predicted model, not a curated record.
AUGUUAACAAAAAAUACCAUACAACAGUCACUAUCGAAGACACCUCUUCCUCAAGUGAGGGAAUCAUUUGAUUUGGAAAAUGAGAAAGAAAGGGACAGCCCAAAACAUGGCAUCUCUGAAGACAAGCAGGAGACUUUCGCUCCGUUCAUCUCAGAGCGAGCUGUGAACCAGCCACGCCCGCUUAAGGUUAUCUACAUCGGUGCCGGCAUCUCGAAAAUUCUGGCUGCUAUUAAAUUCUGCGAAGCGGUGCCUGAAUUGGACCUGAUAGUUUAUGAGAAGAAUCCUGAGCUAGGAGGGGCUUGGUAUGAAAAUUAUUAUCCGGGCUGUGCAUGCGAUGUUCCAUCACACGUGUACCAGUUGAGCUUCGAGUCAUGGACAGGCUGGAGUCAACUUUACUCCGGCGCAGAUGAAAUUCGAGAGUACUGGAAUUGUCCAUGUGAUUCAUAA